Nyctereutes procyonoides (raccoon dog) is the source of this 2752-nucleotide messenger RNA. It is a transcript of the gene CLEC1B, whose product is annotated as C-type lectin domain family 1 member B. The record is from RefSeq and is a predicted model, not a curated record. The transcript has 6 exons. Lineage: Eukaryota; Metazoa; Chordata; Mammalia; Carnivora; Canidae. The coding region runs from base 126 to 812 and encodes 228 amino acids.
CACACGGCCCCACCUUACCAGAGAGAGAGGAUCGCAGACUGACAGACACUAACAUCUAUAAAAGUGGACACCACAAUUUUGCAAAGUCAUUGAACCCUGAGCUCACUUACAGUCCAAAGGAAGCCAUGCUGGACGAAGAUGGAUACAUCACUUUAAAUAUUAAAACCCGAAAAUCAGCUCUCACCUCAGUUGACUCUGAUAACUCAUCUCUGUGGCGUGUGAUGGCUUUGAUUCUGCUGAUCUUGUGCGUGGGGUUAAUUGUUGGGCUGGUGACUCUGGGGAUAAUGUCUGUUACAGAGCAAAACUACCAACAAGUGGAGAAUAAAAAUGUCUCAGGAACACUGAACCAAUUAGCAAAGCAAUUCUGCCAAUAUUUAAUAAAACAAUCGGAACCAAAGAGCAAUGUCCGCCAUAAAUGCAGCCCAUGUGACAGAAACUGGAGAUAUUAUGGAGAUAGUUGCUAUGGAUUCUUCAAGCACAACUUGACAUGGGAGGAGAGUAAGCAGUACUGUAUUAACGUGAAUGCUACUUUGCUGAAGAUCACCAGCCAGAAGGUUCUGAAAUACAUAAAGUCCAGGACUGGAUUAAUUCGUUGGGUUGGAUUAUCCCGCAAGAACCCUAAUGAGAUCUGGAUGUGGGAAGAUGGCUAUGUACCCUCCAAAGAUGUGUUUGAGCUUUCUGGAAACGAAAGAGAAAAUAUGAAUUGUGCUUAUUUUUAUAAUGGGAAAAUUUACCCUACUGUCUGUAAGAACAAACAUUAUUUAAUAUGUGAGAAAAAGGCAGGCAUGGUGAAUGUGGACGCACUACUUUAAUGCAAAGAGAUGUCAUAGACAAGUGCUCAAUUUUACAAUGAAAGAUCUGGAUGCAGAACUCACUAGCCAUAAAAUGGCUUAUUUUUCCCUUUAUUUCCCUUGGAGUCACCUUUGCAUUAUCUUUUCUAACAAUACCACUUCAAAAAAAAAAUAUAUAUAUAUAUCCCUUUAUAACAAGGGAUAAGAUAACUUUGUUUCUUCUUUAUACAUCCAGAAGCCUAUCUGUGAAUGAUGAUUGGUUCUCAGUUGUCCUGUUUCCAUGGAUUUUCUUUCUUCUUCUCUUCCAUUCCUAAUCAUCUCAACAUGGUAUGAUUUGGCGCAUUUUCAGACAUAAACAUAUACAUUUUAAAUUGAAAUAAGAAAAGUUAGAACUUAAUUGGCUUAAGCUGUGCAAAAUACCUAAAUCUGAAAGUCAGCAUAAGGUAAUGGAAAGGAUACUAAACUUGGAGUAAGUAGAAUAAUCUAGAUUGUAUGAUUACUUAAUGUACAACCGUGGACCAAUUAGUCAUGUAGUCACUUUAACAUUCAUUUUCUCACAUUUCAGAUAGAAUCGCGCCCAUUAUUUUACAGUUGUACAAUCUAAUAAAACAUCAGAGUCCCAUGAAGGCCAACACCAUGACUUUCCCAUUUGCUGUUGUAUGCCUGGCACCAAACACGGUUCCUGGCUCAGCAGAAACAGAAAGCGGCUUCUCAUUGUGUGAGAAGAUUGAUCUGUAAAACAUUACACAAUUGUGUUUGGAAUCCACCUUCAGUCAGAUUCAACAGCAAAGAAAAUAAAGUUUCCUUCUGCACAAGGAAAACAAAAUUUCUAUGCAAAAAACUUGAUGGUGCUUAAAAAUAAGAAAAAUACUUCUUAACAAGGUCUAUAGGCAAGUUAACAAAGCAGCAAGUACAAAUGUUUUAUCUUUUCCUGACAGUUCUAUGCUUGGUUUUUGCUGAGUAAUUCAUGAAGAAUUUAUAGAUAUGUGGAGAGGCACUCUUUCAUAGGAUAAUAGGCAAAAAUUGCAUUUCUUUCCCACAGCUUCCCUGAAGUACUCUUUCUUCUUACAUUGGUGGUAACAAAAUUUAUAAAUAAGAUUCUGAAACAUCUCAUUUGAGAUGUUUGUUAAAGCAUACAGAUGUUCAAAUACAAAUGCAUAAGGUUCUCAGUGGAAGGCUGAGACAAAGCUACAAAUAAAUUUUAAUAUAUUUUGAGAAAAAUUACAUUAGAACUUGCUCCCUGUGCGGCUUUUGCUAAAUUACUCUGUUUCCUCACUUAUGAAGUGGGCUUGAUAUUAUUACUUUACUCACAGGUAAUAGUGAGGAUCAUUUAGUAUAAUAUAUAAAAUAUUGAAUACAGUACCAAGCAUGUAAUAUAUAUUCAAUAAAUACGUAUUACUUACCUUUGUGCUCUAACACUCAAAGACACUUGAAUCUUUAUCUUGAUGUAGAUUAUCGAUAUCAACAAGCAGAUUUUGGGGGGACUAAGGAAAAAUAAUGCAAAUGCUUCAGAUUCUGUUUCUACUUCAAAUGUCUUGAGAUCUUGGCUUUUGAGGUAUAGUAUCAUUAUUUUACUGUUUUUGCUUAUUGACUUAGAGAGGUGGAAUAGGAACUAAUAAUUCAGAAAACCAUCCAAAAACAACCAACCAUAUCUCUGGACUUUAGUGUUUUAUUGCCCACAAAUGGAAAAACAUAUGUUUAUAUGUUACUAUGGCACCAGUAAAUUUCAAAGAAUAUAUCUUCAUUUAUGGCAAAAAACGUAAUUAAAAAAUGUAAACGUAUAGGGAUGCCUGGGUGGCUCAGCGAUUGAGCAUCUACCUUCGGCUCAGGGCAUGAUCCCAGGAUCCACGAUCGAGUCCCACAUUGGACUGCAUGGAGUCUGCUUCUCCUUCUACCUGUGUCUCUGCCUCUCUCUGUGUGUGUCUCUCAUGAAUAAAUAAAUAAAAUCUUUAAAAUACAUA